Molecule: messenger RNA, 1208 nt
Organism: Sinocyclocheilus rhinocerous
Lineage: Eukaryota; Metazoa; Chordata; Actinopteri; Cypriniformes; Cyprinidae
Product: retinal guanylyl cyclase 2-like
Exons: 2
Source: RefSeq, a predicted model, not a curated record
AUUAGAUUCAUCCGCGGGUCACUUUCAAAGGACUUUCAUUGAAUAGAGAAACAUCUAGGCCUCUUGAUAAUUUCGAGUGGAUUCAUUUAAAACGCAACAAUUAUUUUUAAGCUCGUCAAGGAUUUCAGGAACUGCGAUGUAACAAAAAUAAGGUAAAAACUGAACCCAUAUCGACAACACUAUCGAGUAGUUGUACAGCAAUAUUCAUAAGGGUGAAGCUGGAAAAUGUUACUGAACGUUAGGUGUGAAUUGUGAAAGGUGCAAAAGUGCACCUGGAUUGAUGACUGUAGGUUUAAGUAGCUCUCCAGGGUGCUGAAGUUGAAUCUCAACGCCACUGACGAGCCUCAUCAAACUCUUGUUUGUGAGCGGAGAUCUACUCAACAUUUGUUUAUGCCCACUGCGCGACUGAUGCUGGAGAACUCUAUGAAGGAUAUAAAUCGACCUUAUAAAAGAAAACACUGGAGGAAAGAGGUAAAACUUUGUGAAAAUGUUUUCCUGCACCAAGAGGCCCAUAUAAAUAAUGGUGUCUCUUUGUAAUAUCCAUCUCUCAUAACGUCUUCUGACGGAGGACAAUGCAACAUAUUCACCUCCCAUUCGGAGAUGCUUUAUGGGAGUUAUCCAGUUACCCCUGCUGCCCCGUUCUCAGGAGCAGACACAGCCUCUCUACGCUCCCAUUUUACAGCAUUACACUAUGGAUUAUUCUUGGUGUGUUGACGUUUCCAUGCUGUGUCCAAUGCCUGAUUUUCAAAGUAGGUGUCUUGGGGCCUUGGAACUGUGACCCUUAUUACGCAAAAUCACUUCCUGCCAUUGCGUCCAAACUGGCUGUUGGCCGCAUAAACGAGGAUUUUAGUUUAGAUCUGGGCUGCACAAUGGACUUUGUCAUCCUUCAGGAGGCUUGUGAGACAUCCAAAGCCUUGACCUCGUUUGUACAAUAUGAGAACAUGGUUGAUGCAUUUGUAGGCCCUACAAAUCCAGGAUACUGCAAUGCUGCGGUGCUCAUGGGCAAGAAUUGGGACAAGUCUAUAUUUUCAUGGGCGUGUAUUAACUAUGAGUUAGACCGGGUCCAGGGCUACCCAACAUUUGUUCGAACUUUACCAUCCCCGACACGGGUGCUUUUUAGUGUACUUAAGUUUUUCAGCUUGGCUAACAUAGCCAUCGUGUCUUCUAAUGAGGAUAUAUGGAUCGACACGGUUAAAAUGUUCUGCUAC